Molecule: messenger RNA, 291 nt
Organism: Colletotrichum higginsianum IMI 349063
Lineage: Eukaryota; Fungi; Ascomycota; Sordariomycetes; Glomerellales; Glomerellaceae
Exons: 3
Coding region: 1-291 (96 amino acids)
Source: RefSeq, a predicted model, not a curated record
AUGAAGCUGCGGCGCGUAGCUGCGCUGUUUCGCUCGUCUCAGUCGUCCCAAACCUGGAACGGAUUCCAACACGUCGCAGGUCCAGUACUGUGUUGUCCUCUUGCCGCCAAGUCAUCCCGAUACUUGUUUGGCUCAACUGAGAUUUGGGCAGGAUGUAACUCUUGGCGAUUGACAGGCUCGCAGAAAACCCGCUCAGAUCUCUGUCGGCCAUUCAACACCAUUACCAAGACUCUUCUAGGAGCUUUAAAUCGCCUUGGCCGGCCUUUUGGGAUUACGCGGGGGACACUUUAG